Messenger RNA from Mesorhabditis spiculigera, 879 nucleotides. The record is from the annotation of a GenBank genome assembly. Lineage: Eukaryota; Metazoa; Nematoda; Chromadorea; Rhabditida; Rhabditidae.
AUGGACCUCGUGCGUUUGCCUUUGGAGACCAAAGAAGUCGUCUUCUCCUUCCUCGACCCGCAAUCCCUCUACCUGCUCGGCACCUCGAACAAGGCCUUCUUCGAGAUGGUCAAGAACUACGACAAGAAGUGGGCACGCGUCAUCCACGAUGUCGGCGCCGUCGUGAUCGGAGGAGGCGCGCCGAGGGACGAACGUGAGGGCGCCAAGAUGAAGAUCACCAAGAAGUCGCAGUUCGACCUGCUCCUGCGCAACGCCCGUGUCGCCGAGCUUUGCUGCGAUCUCGCGCAAAGUUCGGGCGUCAUCGCGGCCGAAUACCGAGGCGGGAUGAAGGUCGACGUCUUGCACAUCGAACGACGUGCCCAGACGGCGAAGAAGGACAGAAAGAGAAAGCAUGGGCCCCAGCAACGCAUCGAGCUGUCCAAAUACAUUCGUGCCCUCGCCGUCUACCAACCGAAAACCACGAAGUUUGACGGGCGUUUCUACUACCGCGACUGGAUCAACACCGAAGACAUCCGACUUUUAUGCUCGCUGCGUGAUGACCUGAAGAUCAAGGCGUCGGACUUUGCCAUCAAAUCGCUCGUUGACCUACGUCUCCCGCAACUUGAGGUGCAACUGGAAGGCGGGCAGCUCAACGCGCUACAGAAGCUUCAAGGCGUCAUCGAAAAAAUUAUCGAGGAAUGGCGGUGCUUCAAGCGCGAGAUCGUCAAGAUCACUUUCAUCAUCGAGAUCCGCCACUUCGUCGAGAACGAACCGAUCCGAUGGCACGACGGGGGCCUUCCAGCGAAGCUCGGACAAUAUCGAAGAAGCGAUGGCAAGCUGCUCGACGUCGUCAAUGACAAAAGCUCGCACAAUAUGAACAUCCUCCGACUAAUCGCGUGU